Molecule: messenger RNA, 1138 nt
Organism: Austrofundulus limnaeus
Lineage: Eukaryota; Metazoa; Chordata; Actinopteri; Cyprinodontiformes; Rivulidae
Gene: ndufaf3
Product: NADH:ubiquinone oxidoreductase complex assembly factor
Exons: 5
Coding region: 35-595 (186 amino acids)
Biological process (GO): mitochondrial respiratory chain complex I assembly
Cellular component (GO): mitochondrial inner membrane
Source: RefSeq, a predicted model, not a curated record
AAAGAAUUCUGUCCCCCUUGGUGUCACCGGAACAAUGGCCGCUGCGGCGUGUAGCAGAUUAUUUCAGAGGUCGACUGGGAGGAUUUUGUUCUCUUCUAAGGCAAGAUCAGCUUUAUCUAGCCCAUUUCUAACUCGUGGGCACAGAUUAGAACCUGGGGACGAUGAGUUGCACCAGAAAAGCAGCAUUUCUAUCCUGAAGAAGGAGGACGAGAGUGGGACCCAAAUCCACAGCUACAGUCCAACAGGCUUUAUCAUCGGUAGUAAUCAGGUGUUUGGGCCCUGCGCGUUGUUACUUCCUGCCAUCCUGCAGUGGAAUGUUAGUAGUCAUGAAGACAUAACAGAAGAAAGUGUUUCACUUUUCCACAUGAUUGAACCAACAUUUGAAAUUCUUGUGCUGGGAACAGGAGCUCGGAUCGAACAAAUUAAACCCUCAGUCCUCGCUCUUCUGAGGCGCAAAGGCAUCGCCGUGGAGGUGCUGGACACGCCCAACGCUUGUGCAACAUUCAACUUCCUGAACAGCGAGCGACGGCUGGUGGCGGCCGGUCUGAUUCCUCCCUCUGUGAGGAGCACGGCUGUGGACAUCACUCAGGACUAACUGAUGGGACGUCAGCGACACGAGAGGCUGAGAACAGGAGCUCCUCGAAGGUCAUAACAAAUUUAUCCAGCUUGGAUGUUUGGUCUCGACAUUUAUUUGGAUAAACGUUGUCAGAAGCGGCUGUCAUCGCCUGCCGGCCUGAAGCGGUGGCUGGUUGUCAGCGAGCAUCUGUUUCAGGUGAUUCUCAGAGGUCAAAAUAAAGUUUGGUUGUAUUUCUUUGUUCAGUGUUUGAGCAGAAAAAAUGUUCCACAUCAUGAGGAGAAAAUGCAGCCGUCGACCUAAAACCAACAAGUUCUGUGAGGAUUUUUAUUUUUUGUGAAAACCGCUGAUGAUUCAWGUCAUAAAGUAAAACUAUAUACUGAAUAAAUGAGCAUCUUUUUUUAAAUAGCAUUAUAGUGUAUUUAGUAAAUACUGUACAUCUAUAAUAAUUAAUUUAUUGAGUUUUCAAACCUACUCAGCAUUCAAUUUUUUUAUUUUACAUUUGCAUGACAGUGGUGAAACAAUGUGUUUGUUCAUAAAUAAAAUGGUUUUAUAGAGAACUGA